Molecule: messenger RNA, 381 nt
Organism: Scomber japonicus (chub mackerel)
Lineage: Eukaryota; Metazoa; Chordata; Actinopteri; Scombriformes; Scombridae
Gene: cfap144
Product: cilia and flagella associated protein 144
Exons: 4
Coding region: 1-381 (126 amino acids)
Cellular component (GO): ciliary base
Source: RefSeq, a predicted model, not a curated record
AUGGCUGGAAGAGAGAAAAUCGAUGUGGUUCACCAAAACGCGAUUCAUAUCGAGACGAUCCGGAAAGAGCAAAGACACCAGAAACUCCACACCGAGUUCAGCAUCAAUCCAUUCAGGAAACUAAAUGUCCUGCCUGACAAACCCAUGUCCAGGAAACCAUCAGAAAUGAUUGCAGAAAACUUGGACUUCAUCAAUGCUUUCCACGAGGCUCGUCAGGAACCCACCAAGAAAUAUACAAUGCCAAUGACUGAGAGUCAGGAAAUUGGAUGGGUGUCCACCGCACUGGUACCAUCCACCCGCCACGACAAGAGAUUCAAUUACUACCGAUACAGCACAGACGUCACCAAACACAAGGAAUCUGCCCUGCGUGCAUCAAGUUAA